Messenger RNA from Danaus chrysippus (African queen), 2565 nucleotides. The record is from the annotation of a GenBank genome assembly. NCBI's taxonomy places the organism in Eukaryota, Metazoa, Arthropoda, Insecta, Lepidoptera, Nymphalidae.
AUGUUUACAAGAGUGUUUAUUACUGUUGUAUUAUGUGUGUAUGUAAAUUCUCAAUCGAAUAAAGAUUUGUACAAUGGUCAGUUCAAUAAUGAGUAUUACGGACCACAAAACAAACAAAGAUCGAGGCUCCCGAACCCAGGGGACACGGACUAUAGAACGUACGUGUAUAACAACAGGCGAUACGGAACAGAUCCUUCAAGAUACAAUCCAUAUAAUCCCAAUAUAAAUCAGCCCGGAGGCUUCCCAUACAAUCCCAUUGAUACUAACCCAUUGGAUGAACAAUUUAAAUAUAAUACUAACAGAGACCCAAAUAAUCCAGACGCUCUAUUCCCCGGUGUGCUCGGAGGCUGGAGAGAAGAUCUACAAGGAAAAGAAAGAAGAGAUUCACGACAACUUAAGAGAGAUAUAUUUGUGAACACUAACUACGGACAAGUGCAAGGAUUUAAGGUAUAUCUAUAUGACAAUCCCGAUCCUAAUUCCGGUUAUCGACCGUGGUUGACUCCGGUUGAGAGGAUACAAGGUGAAGUUUCAGUGUUCCUCGGUAUACCAUAUGCUAGACCACCUGUCUUGGAAGGCAGGUUUAAGCCUCCCCGCCAACACCCCGGCUGGCAGCUGCUGCAGGCGGUGGACUGGGGUCCCGCCUGCCCCCAGCCGGUCCGCUUCACCGGCGCCACUAAGGGCAUCAGAGAUAUGGAUGAAGACUGCCUCUAUCUAAACAUAUUCUCGCCUAACACUGAAGCGGGUGCCACUGCUCAAAGGUACCCCGUGAUGGUUUACAUCCACGGUGGACAGUUUUCAUCAGGCGCGUCUAAUCUCUUCCCCGCACACGUUAUGGCAGCCUUCUACAACGUGGUCGUGGUCUCUAUAAACUAUAGACUUGGAGCUCUUGGUUUUCUUUCUACCGCUGAUGAAAACUCUCCCGGGAACUACGGUAUUUUGGACCAGGUGAUGGCUCUGCGCUGGGUUCGUGAUAAUAUUGGCCCCUUCAACGGAGACGCGUCCUCUAUAACUCUAUUCGGACCAGGAGCUGGCGCUGCUUCAGCCGGAUUACUGGCGGUCGCGCCACAGACUAGAGAUAUAGUCAGCCGGGUGAUCGCACAGAGCGGAUCAGCGCUAGCAGAUUGGGCGCUAAUACAAGACAAGUUCCGCGUUCAGAACACGUCCCUGGUGUUUGGUCGGCUGUUGGGUUGUCCCAUAGACUCCUCGUGGAAGCUCGUCAACUGUUUGAAACAGGGCAGGAGCUUCUAUGAACUUGGGAACGCUGAAUUUCAGCCACAAGUGGGUUUCAUACCCUGGGGUCCCGUAUUAGAGGACAACUUUUCAUUCCCUGGUGACGAGUGGUACGAGGGUUGGCGCGCGCGGGACUGGCGGUUCCUGGACACUACGCCGGACACGUUGAUAAAACAGCGUCGGUACAGUCCUAACUUCCGAUACAUGACCGGAGUUACAACGCAGGAGGCGGCUUAUGUGCUAUAUAAAAACGAGUCUCUAGCUCCUACGUACUCAAUCGAGGAGCGUUGGUUCAACCAGAAGGUGAGCGAGCUGGUCCUCCGCUACAACUACACGCUGAACCCUCGCGGAGUGUACGAGGCUGUCCGCUACAUGUACACAUACCACCCCGAGCCGCACAACACUAGCGCUAUACGAGACCAGUACAUACAUCUACUAUCCGACUUUCUAUAUCGAGCGCCGACCGACAAGAUAGUGAAGUUGUUACUAGAGAAUAAAGUGCCAGUGUACAUGUACGUACUCAAUACGACGGUAGAAGCGUUCAAUUGGCCGGAGUGGAGGCGUUACUCACACGAUGUAGAACAUUUCUUCCUAACCGGUGCUCCAUUCAUGGAUCAAGAGUUUUUCCCUUGGAGCCAGAGACUCGAUCGACAAGCGUGGACGAACAAUGAUAGAAAUAUGAGCCACUUCUUCAUGAAAGCCUUCUCAGAUUUCGCUAGAUAUGGUAAUCCAACCCGGUCUCGUAUCUUGGGUCUACACUUCGAGGCGGCUGAGGAGGGACAACUCCGCUAUCUGAACUUGAACACUACAUACAACUCGUCCAUACAACUCAACUACCGACAGACGGAACUGGCUUUCUGGACGGUGUACCUGCCUACGGUUAUAGGGAGACUAGUGCCUACAUACCCGCCUAUCACUGAGUACUGGUGGGAGCCGAAGCAGCCUCUCCAGAUCGCCUUCUGGUCGGUGUCGAGCGCCUGUCUCGUGCUCAUAGUACUGCUGGUCGUGUGUUGUAUGCUGUGGAGGAACGCUAAGAGAGAGUCGGAUCGCUUCUACGACGGCGACAUAUUUAUGGUGCCGGAGGUAGAGGAAAGCGGCAUAGACAACAACACGCGGUCCAGAGACAAUAUAUACGAGUACCGUGACACGCCACUCAAGUCACCCGCCACGCCACAAACUAUUACCAGGACGAUAAGUCAGCCGGCCACUCUUCAGUCCUCAGCGGUGUCAGAAGUAUCUUCUUCUAGUCUAUCGUUGAAGGAGCCCCCGACAGUGGCGCCGCGCGCGGCCUCAAGAACACAACUUGUACGAGGAGUGCCACAAACUACUGUAUAA